Molecule: messenger RNA, 633 nt
Organism: Anopheles gambiae (African malaria mosquito)
Lineage: Eukaryota; Metazoa; Arthropoda; Insecta; Diptera; Culicidae
Exons: 2
Coding region: 1-633 (210 amino acids)
Source: RefSeq, a predicted model, not a curated record
AUGAUCUACCAAAUGCUGCAAUUAAUGCAGAAGCAGAUGGCCCAACAGCAGCAAAUGAUGUCGCAAUUAAUGCAAUUGCACCCGCUCCAGCAAACGUCGCAGCCCCAGCAGCAUUCGCAGCAGCAGUCUUUCGUCCCGCAGCAGCAGCCCGAGCUUACCAUGGAUGCUUUGGCGAGCAGCAUUUCCGAGUUUCGGUACGAGGCCGAGUCGGACGUUAUGUUUUCCGCCUGGUUUUCACGUUACGACGACCUGUUUAAUCAGGACGCCUCCCGACUCGACGACGCGGCGAAAGUUCGUUUACUCGUGCGUAAGCUGGGCACGACAGAGCAUUCACGGCCUGUCACUUAUGCCAUGAUUGAGACGGUCAACAAAGAGCUGGAUAGGUUGGACCAAUUGAAUAUCAUCACGCACGUAGACUUUUCCGAAUGGGCAGCCCCGAUCGUAGUUGUACGAAAGGCAAAUGGCAACAUCCGCAUCUGUGGCGACUACUCGACUGGCUUAAACGAUGCGCUUCAGCCACUCGAAUAUCCAUUGCCAUUGCCCGAAGAUAUUUUUUCGAAGCUUGCGCACAGUAGUUGGUUCAGCAAAGUAGACCUGUCAGACGCCUUCCUCCAGGUCGAGAUUCACGAAUAA